UAAAAACACAGCGAGAGUGGCAAUCAUCACGGCGGUAACGCUGACGGUGACAGCGACAGCGGCAGCAGCAGUAACACGGGGGGACGCCGCUGUCUCGCAGGGCGGCCCUGGGCGGGCGACGGGACCCCCCCGUCCCCUCCCCGGUCCCGCCCCCGCCCGCGCCGCACGUGAGCCGGGUGCGGAGCUGGCUGGCGGCGCGCGUGCCCCGCGGGCAGGAGCGGCGGCGGCGGGAGCGACGGCGGGAGCUGCGGGCGUGUGCGCAGGGAGCGCAGUGAAGGCGGGCAGGGGGGAGCGGCAGCGGCGGCGGAGGCACUUGGAGGAGGGGGACGAACUGCCGCACACUUUUGGCCACUGGACGGGAGAGGGGGGACGGAGGCUGCAUGUGCGCAGCGUCGCUCGCGGAUCUCCCGAGACUGAUCUCAGCAUCCCGCAGGCUCAGUAAAAAGCAGCGACGAAACAUCAGCCGCUGCCAGACAUGGAUGAAGGAAUCUCCCGCCUGCCGGAGAGGCAGCUACUGGAGCAUAGGGAUUUUAUAGGGCUGGACUACCCUGCCCUGUAUGUGUGCAAACCCAAAAGAGGAGUGAAGAGGGACGACAGCAAGGAAACGUACAAACUGCCACAUAGAUUGAUAGAAAAGAAGAGGCGAGACAGGAUUAACGAAUGCAUUGCUCAGCUGAAGGAUUUACUGCCCGAGCAUCUGAAACUAACGACGCUGGGACACCUGGAGAAAGCGGUGGUGCUGGAACUGACUUUGAAGCACUUGAAAGCGCUAACAGCCUUAACAGAGCAGCAGCACCAGAAGAUAAUUGCUUUGCAGAAUGGGGAGCGGUCCAUGAAGUCUCCGGUGCAGGCCGACCUGGACGCCUUCCACUCGGGCUUCCAGACGUGCGCGAAGGAAGUGCUGCAGUACCUCUCCCGCUUCGAGAGCUGGACCCCCCGCGAGCAGCGAUGCGCGCAGCUCCUCGGCCACCUGCACUCCAUCUCGUCGCAGUUCCUCUCCGGCCCUCAGCUCCUCUCCCCACCGCCGGGCCCCCUCAGCAAGGGAUCCUCCUCCUCUUCCUCCCCGCCCGCCCCCCCCUGCGCACCGGGCCACAAGCCGGAGGGCCAGGCUAACUGCGUGCCCGUCAUCCAGCGGACUCACGCCGCCGAGCUCAGCGCCGAGACCGACACGGACACGGACAGCGGCUACGGCGGGGAGGGCGAGGCGCGCCCCGAGCGCGGCCCCGCGGCGGCGGCUGGCGGAGCGCUGCCCGCCCUGGCCAUCAAGCAGGAGCCGUCGGGGGACGAGCUGCCCCCUGCGCCCAAGCGGCUGAAGCUGGAUCGCGGCGGGAGCCCCAUGCCCGGCCCGCCGGGGCUAGCGGCACGGGGAGCCGAGGCGGCGGCGGCGGCAGCGGCGGCGGCGCUGGUCAGACCCGACGCCGCCCUGCUGGGCUCGCUGAUGGCCCUGGGAGCGGGCGGCGGCGGGGGCCCCUUCGGACAGCCGCCGGCGGCCCCUUUCUGCCUGCCCUUCUACUUCAUCUCCCCCUCGGCCGCCGCCGCCUACAUGCAGCCCUUCCUGGAUAAAAGCAGUCUGGAGAAGUAUCUCUACCCCGCCGCCCCCAUCCCGCUCCUCUACCCGGGCAUCUCGGCCCAGACGGCCGCCGCCGCGGCAGCCGCCGCCGCCUCCUUUCCCUGCCUCUCCUCCGUGCUCGGCCCCGAGAAGACGGCGGCGGCCGCCACCGGGCUGCCCCCGACGCCCCACCUCCCGCACCCCUUCGCUGCCGCCGCCGAGCCCGGCGAGGAGCCCGAGCCCGCAGCUGCCGAGGAGCCCUGCGCCGAGGGCCCGUGAGACGCCCCGGGGGCUCCUCGCCGCCGCUGCCCUCCCCUCGGACUGAGGGGCCGUCGGGCCCGCACUUGCGCCCCCGGGUUCCUACGGAGGGCAGGGGUCGCCGGGGCCGGUGAUCGCCGAGAGCUGGCGGCCGCGGGAUGUCGCGCCUGGCCCGGGGGUGUUCCGCUGCCGGGGCGGCAGGUCCCGGAGCGGCCCCCGCAGAGGACCGUCGAGGAUAAAAUUUGUUACUCAGUAUUUUUUUAAUGUUUGGCUUUAUAAAUGCAUAAAUAAGGAUAACAAAAAAAAAAAAAAAAAAAAGAAGAAGAAGAAGAAGAAGAAGGAAGAAAACAUAGUAAGGAUCCGGUGGUUUUUUUGUUUUGUUUUUUGGUUUUUUUUCCUCUCUAUAUAUAUAGAGUAAUUAAAUGUGGCACCUUAUUUGGAGUGGGUUUACACAGUGUGUCCCUAAGUUCCACUUGGGAACUUGCACUUGUUGUCCAGGAGACCUGGAUGGGUUCAGGGUGAGGGCGGGGAACGAGGCGAGGGAGGAAGGGCAGAGCCCAGCACCUGUGCUAGCACUUUGUGGAGAGCUGGAGUGUGGAGGAUGCACCCUGAGCCCAAACCUGCAGUGCCUUGAGCACCCGGGGAUGCCGCUGGCUCCAGCAAGUUUUGGGUGUGCAAGGAAAGGAGGGUCAGACCCAUUACAUAACCUUGUGUUUAUUUCUUUUUUUUUUUAAUUUCUUUUUUGGCUAAGGUAUACAGGUGUGGCAAGUGCAUUUGUUCUCACCCCAUCUUUAUUUAAUUCAGUAUGUUCACAAGAGAUUUAUUUCCCCCCCAAAACCUUGCUGUAUAAAAUGAAUGUUACUGCACUGAACUACAAAAAGAAACCCCUUUCUCUUCCCCCAAGAAAACACAGAGCAGUUUGUCAGCCUGAACUCAUUUUGUCCUAAAUUCCGAGUGACACAAACUGGAGGCCAUAGAUAAACACCUUGCUGUGCAACCAGAAACAAUUAACCCAGUUGGGGUAAGUUUCCCAUAUGGGUUUUUCCCUCAUCCCGUGCUCAAAUACCGCGUUUUCCCUUUCUGGAGACAAACCAGACACCAGAUAAUCACACAGAUAAUAAGGCUUAAACUAAGACCUUGCCUAGAUAUUUUUAGUUUGUUGCCAAGGUAGCACUUUGAGAAAUCUCACUUGAAUGUUAUGUAAGAGGUGAGACACCACAGCCUGGCAAGGAGUGUGUGCGUGUCCGGAGUCCGUCAGUCCGUUUGGUGCAUCUGCUGCUGCUGUUGCUACUGUUUGCCUCAAACGCUGUGUUUAAACAACGUUACAAAAAAAAAAAAUCUUACUAGCCUACAGAGUGGCUGUAUGUAAAUAGUUGUUAAUACAUCCAAUUAAUGACGUCUGACAUGCUAUUUUUGUAGGGAGAAAAAUAUGUGUUAAUGAUAUUUUGAGUUAAAUAUCUUUUGGGAAGAUUUGCUAAAAAGUUGCACUUUUGUUACAAUGCUUAUGCUUGAUACAAGCUUAUGCUGUCUUAAAUUAUUUAAAAAAAUAAAUCCUGUCUGCAAGAAACCAGCUGUUUUAGAACAGUUUAAUAUGUGAUACAUUAGAAAUCAAUCUUUAUAUUCAGUAUUUUCCAGCGCUCCAUGAAUUCUAUUAUCUAAAUAUUUCCACACUAUUUUGUGAUUUAAAAAAUUCUUAAUAAGGAAUAAAAACUUUAAUAUACAAAA
Passer domesticus (house sparrow) is the source of this 3532-nucleotide messenger RNA. It is a transcript of the gene BHLHE41, whose product is annotated as basic helix-loop-helix family member e41. Gene Ontology annotation, molecular function: DNA-binding transcription factor activity, RNA polymerase II-specific; protein dimerization activity; RNA polymerase II cis-regulatory region sequence-specific DNA binding. Gene Ontology annotation, cellular component: nucleus. The record is from RefSeq and is a predicted model, not a curated record. The transcript is spliced from 5 exons. Bases 476 to 1828 code for a protein of 450 amino acids. Gene Ontology annotation, biological process: circadian regulation of gene expression; regulation of neurogenesis; anterior/posterior pattern specification. Lineage: Eukaryota; Metazoa; Chordata; Aves; Passeriformes; Passeridae.